AUGUUCAUAAUCAACAUCAUUUCACUAAUCGUACCAAUCCUACUCGCCGUGGCUUUUCUGACAUUAGUAGAACGAAAAAUCCUAGGAUACAUGCAACUCCGCAAGGGCCCAAACAUCGUAGGGCCCUACGGCCUCCUACAACCAAUCGCAGACGCCGUAAAACUAUUCACCAAAGAACCUCUACGACCCCUAACGUCAUCCAUCACUAUAUUCGUAAUAGCCCCAGUUCUAGCCUUAACACUGGCUCUAACCAUAUGAAUUCCAUUACCCAUGCCCUACCCCCUCAUUAACAUAAACCUUGGAAUCCUAUUCAUGCUAGCAAUAUCAAGCUUGGCCGUCUACUCCAUCUUAUGGUCCGGAUGAGCCUCAAACUCAAAAUACGCCCUAAUUGGGGCCCUACGAGCCGUAGCCCAAACAAUCUCCUAUGAAGUCACAUUAGCUAUCAUCCUCCUCUCAGUACUACUAAUAAACGGCUCAUUCACCCUAUCCACAUUAAUCACCACACAGGAGCACCUAUGACUAAUCCUACCCACAUGACCCCUGGCUAUAAUAUGAUUUAUUUCAACUCUGGCAGAAACUAAUCGCGCACCAUUUGAUCUAACAGAAGGAGAAUCAGAACUAGUCUCAGGAUUCAACGUCGAAUACGCAGCCGGACCGUUCGCCCUAUUUUUCCUAGCCGAGUACGCCAACAUUAUUAUAAUAAACAUCCUCACAACGAUCCUAUUUCUUGGCGCAUUCCACAUUCCAUACCUACCAGAACUGUACACAGUCAACUUCACCAUAAAAACACUUCUACUAACAGCCCUAUUCCUAUGAAUCCGAGCAUCAUACCCACGAUUCCGCUAUGACCAACUUAUGCACUUACUAUGAAAAAACUUUCUUCCUCUAACACUAGCACUAUGCAUAUGACACAUAGCCUUGCCCAUCAUAACAGCAAGCAUUCCCCCGCAAACAUA
Molecule: messenger RNA, 956 nt
Organism: Lutra lutra (Eurasian river otter)
Lineage: Eukaryota; Metazoa; Chordata; Mammalia; Carnivora; Mustelidae
Source: the annotation of a RefSeq genome assembly